GUCUUGGGUUCGCUGCUUAAUCUGUGUGAUAUUGGUAUGUGGCUUUUGCCUCCCUCUUCUUCAUCUUGGUCUCCAUCACCACCUUCUGCCUGGAGACCCAUGAGCGGUUUAACCCCAUCGUGAACAAAACAGAAAUUGAAGUCAUUAGGAAUGGCACCCAGGUGCGCUACUACCGGGAGGCAGAGACCGAGGCCUUCCUGACCUACAUCGAGGGGGUCUGCGUGGUCUGGUUCACCUUUGAGUUCCUCAUGCGGAUUGUCUUCUGCCCCAACAAGGUGGAGUUUAUUAAGAAUUCAUUGAACAUCAUCGACUUUGUGGCCAUCCUGCCUUUCUACUUGGAGGUUGGACUCAGUGGCCUGUCUUCCAAAGCUGCCAAGGAUGUCUUGGGUUUUUUGAGAGUGGUCCGGUUCGUGCGUAUCCUGAGAAUUUUCAAGUUGACCCGCCAUUUUGUAGGCUUGCGGGUCCUGGGGCACACCCUCCGUGCCAGCACCAAUGAAUUCUUGCUGCUCAUCAUUUUCCUGGCCUUGGGUGUCUUAAUCUUCGCCACAAUGAUCUACUAUGCUGAGAGGAUAGGUGCUCAACCCAAUGACCCCAGCGCCAGUGAGCACACGCACUUUAAGAAUAUCCCCAUCGGCUUCUGGUGGGCGGUGGUCACCAUGACGACACUGGGCUACGGAGACAUGUACCCACAGACAUGGUCAGGCAUGCUAGUGGGGGCGCUGUGUGCGCUCGCAGGGGUGCUGACCAUUGCUAUGCCCGUGCCCGUCAUCGUGAACAAUUUCGGAAUGUACUAUUCCUUAGCUAUGGCUAAGCAGAAGCUACCAAAGAAAAAAAAGAAACACAUUCCGAGACCACCGCAGCUGGGAUCCCCCAAUUAUUGUAAAUCUGUCGUAAACUCUCCACAUCACAGUACUCAGAGUGACACAUGCCCGCUGGCCCAGGAAGAGAUUUUAGAAAUUAACAGAGCAGGGCCAGAAAUCCUAGGAGCAGGGCUGGAGGAACAGCAGAGGGAUGGGGGCUUCAGAAGAAGAUGGGGGGAAUGGCUAGAAGGACAAAGCAUCUAAGAAGGACACAGUUUUGGACCUUGGACUAAACUAUAUCAGCUUGCUGGGGAAUCACAGAACCAUAGAAAUCUCAGAGCUGGAAGGGACUUCAGAAAUCAUUUAAUCCAAACUGUUUCUGAGUAAGAAUUUCUUCCAAGUGACCAUAGAACCUCUGCUUGAAGACAUCCAGAGAUGGGGAACUCACUACUUCCUGAGGCAACCCAUUCUUAUUUUGGGACAACUCUCAUUGUUAGGAGUUUUCUCUUUAUGUCAGGUAGAAAUCUAUCUAAGUGAUCAUUGCUUAAAUUAGCCAAAAGUAGCAUAGCAACACCAUUACCUGUUGAAGUAGGACAAAUGACCAAUUUCUAUUUUUAUUUGAAGGUAAGAUCAUAUUGUCUUUUGUCAGACACACCUGUUAUUAUCCCAAUGAAAGUUUUUAUUAACUGAUGUAUUUGCAAAGGACAAGGAGACCAGAGAUCACAUUUCCUCAUGAACAGACUGGAAUCAGAAAGGGCUUUGAAUGAUAUUAGCUAACUAUAAAAUACAAUGACCGCAUUUAGUGUACAUUAAUCUGCUUCCUUCCUUCAAAUGUUUCUCCAUUGCAAAAGGAACCACACUGCCUUUUAGGAUUCUAGUUCCUUAAUGCCAACCCAAUGGACCUAACCUUGACUUUGGUUUUCACUUUUCUGUCUUUCCCAUAAUUCCUUGAUCCCUAAAUCCCAGUUUAAGACCACCAGACCCUUUGGACCCUUUUUGGCCCUUGAGUCCACUUGACUUCCUGCUGUACCUAUUCCUUAAUUACCUUUUACUCCUGCUGCCAAAAUAGGCUGUCCAGUUUUGGCAUCCACUCAAAAUUUCUCCUCUUCCUUCUGCCACUACCAGCUCCAGGGCAUAAAAGGAAUUUCUGGAUCUUACCAGAAUAGAGGCAACGUAGUAGAGAUAAAUACAGAACCAACCUCAGAAUCAGAAUAUCCUGAGAUCGGGUUUAGCUGGUGACACAUACUGGCGAUAGGACCCUGGACAGGGCAUCCAACCUCUCAUUGCUCUAGCGAACUCUUGUAAGACUAGAAAUUGAAGUGAGGAACCAACCUGCAUCCAUAGAGGGAGUUUUCUCUUCUAUCUCAAUGACAUCACAAGUCCAGUCUGUAUCCCUGUUCCAAUUCAUAAGAGAAAAGAGAAUUUACAGUUUCAGAAAUGAUAUACUUAGGGUAUUAAUUAAAUAAUUAGAAGUAUUUCUGUAUCCAUAUAGCCACAAAUAUCUAUACACAACCCAGUCAAAGACAGGUAUCUAAACUUUCUAAGCUGACCCCCAACCAAAAGUUCCUUAGCUCAGCCUCCAUUGUCUUCCCUAGGCUAGGAGUACUUGUCAUAAUAUCCAGCUUCCUUGUCUCCCCUUUUCCCCCAAUCAAGUCUUCUGGAUACUUGACCUGAGUUUGUUCAUCCAACCCAUAACUUCAGGCUCACUCUCAGAAGGCUUAUCAGGAAACUUCAUUAGUGGUUGACUUUUAGCACCCUGACCCUUUUCCUAUAUAAUCUCUUAGCUAGCUUGUCUGUUGUCUGUCAAAAGGGGGAACGGGACAGAAAGAUCAGGACGUUUUUCCUAUCACCCACAAAGCAGAAUAUCCUGAGCCAACCCCUACUUUUCUCCCAGAGUUUCAUAAAAGUCAAUUAUUAUAAUCUUCAUGGGUAGUGAAGGCUCAAGUUUGGAAGGGACAUGAACUCCCAGAACGAAGGAGGGUUUGGGCUGGAAGUGCUAGGUUUUCAGGAAUAGGGGAGGAUCAGAGCUAGAGGAACAGUGACUCCAAGGACACUAGAGGGAUAGGGGUCAGAGAAGGCUUCAGGAUGGGCCUGAAGAGACAGAAGCUCUAGGAGCAGAAUAGAGUCAAGGCUGGAAGGAUAGAGAUUCCAUGGAGUAUGAGAUGAGAAGAGAUGAAAAUGAAAAGAUAGGAGCUUCAUGGGCAAAAGAGAGUCAGAGCUGGUGGAAUAGAGAUUCUAGAGCAGGAGUUCCUAAGUUUUGCUUUUUUAUCAUGGGCCCCUUUGGCAGU
Messenger RNA from Phascolarctos cinereus (koala), 3088 nucleotides. The record is from RefSeq and is a predicted model, not a curated record. Lineage: Eukaryota; Metazoa; Chordata; Mammalia; Diprotodontia; Phascolarctidae.